Molecule: messenger RNA, 6105 nt
Organism: Engraulis encrasicolus (European anchovy)
Lineage: Eukaryota; Metazoa; Chordata; Actinopteri; Clupeiformes; Engraulidae
Gene: abcc4
Product: ATP binding cassette subfamily C member 4 (PEL blood group)
Exons: 30
Coding region: 350-4336 (1328 amino acids)
Biological process (GO): transmembrane transport; monoatomic ion transport
Cellular component (GO): plasma membrane
Molecular function (GO): ATP binding; ATP hydrolysis activity; chloride channel activity
Source: RefSeq, a predicted model, not a curated record
UCCACUCAAAUUGUUCAACGUUCUGCGUAGGCUUUAAUGUAAAGUACAAAGGGGCUACAGAAACAGACCCAGCACACUUUCCUGGUCAGUUCUGUUAGCCAAUUGUGUUCCAGUAACACUCAAUCAAAGACUAAAUGGGCGGUACCAAACGACAAGCAGAAACUUCGGCCUCAUGUCUUAUUACCUCAGCCGAUGCGAACCGCUCGCUUGGUGAACAUGUGCAGCAGGAGACGACGUUACACAACGGAGCAAAAUAUAUCCGCUUGAGCUGUGGAAGGUAGCUCUAUCUAUGUGGAGACAGCUUACCAAAGAGUUUUCGGCGGACACCCCCUAAUACCCUUCAGACACCAUGGAGCCAUUAAGUACAGAUGUUAAGAGCAACCCGUCUGCCAACGCCAAUCUUUUAUCUCAAAUAUUCUUUUGGUGGCUCAAUCCUCUCUUUUCUAUUGGCUACAAGCGGAGACUGGAAGAGAAUGACAUGUACCGUGUUCUCCCGGAGGAUGGUUCCCAGAGGCUGGGAGACGAGCUACAGAGUUACUGGGACCAGGAGGUGCGGAAAGCAGCCAAGGAGAUGAGGGAUCCAAGCCUGACCAAAGCCAUCAUCAGAUGUUACUGGAGGCCCUAUGCAGUCCUGGGCAUAUUCAACUUUGUGGAGGAAGCCAUCAAGGUGAUCCAGCCAGUGUUGCUGGGCCAGCUGAUCGAGUUCUUCGAGCGGGUGGGGACGGCGGAGGCGAUGGCGCUGUCGGAGGCGUACGGCUAUGCGGCUGGCCUGUCCCUGUGCACCCUCGGCCUGGCAAUACUCCAUCACCUCUACUUCUACCACGUCCAGAGGGCCGGCAUGAAGAUACGGGUCGCCAUGUGUCACAUGAUCUACAAAAAGGCUCUGUGUUUAAGCAGCAGUGCCAUGGGCCAGACGACCACAGGGCAAAUAGUCAACCUGCUGUCAAACGACGUCAACAAGUUUGAUCAGGUUACCAUCUUCCUGCACUUCUUGUGGGUGGGGCCUCUUCAGGCGGCCGCUGUGAUUGGUCUACUGUGGCAGGAGAUCGGACCAUCAUGCCUUGCAGGAAUGGCCGUGCUCGUCUUUCUCAUGCCUCUGCAGACUGUUUUUGGUCGUCUGUUUUCGAAGUUUAGGAGUAAAACUGCCACCCUGACUGAUAGCAGGAUCCGUAUUAUGAACGAGGUUGUGUCUGGUAUUCGCAUCAUCAAAAUGUACGCCUGGGAAAAGCCUUUUUCAGCCCUUGUCAACGAUGUGAGGGGGAAGGAGAUCUCCAAGGUGAUGUCGAGCUCCUACCUGCGAGGCCUGAACAUGGCCUCCUUCUUCGCCGCCAGCAAGGUCAUUGUCUUCGUGACCUUCACCACGCACGUGUUGCUAGGCAACAUCAUUACGGCCAGCCGCGUGUUUGUGGCGGUGUCUCUGUACGGAGCUGUGCGCCUCACUGUCACCCUCUUCUUCCCUGCUGCCAUCGAGACGCUCUCAGAGUCCCUCGUCAGCGUUCGCAGGAUUAAGACCUUCCUGCUGCUGGAUGAGAUUGAGAAGCACCCAGUGCUGCCUCAGAAGGAGAAACAGGAAAGCUUUGUGGAGGCACAGGAUCUCAUGUGCUACUGGGACAAGACACUGGAUGCACCAACCCUGCAGCGCGUCUCUUUCACUGUCAAACCGGGUGAACUCCUGGCUGUAAUUGGACCAGUUGGAGCUGGAAAGUCCUCGCUCCUGAGUGCCGUGCUGCGAGAGCUGUCCCCCAGCAAGGGCACCAUCAAGGUGAGCGGUGACCUGACCUACGCGUCACAGCAGCCCUGGGUCUUCCCCGGAACCAUCCGCAGCAACAUCCUGUUCGGCAAAGAGAUGCAGACGCAGAAGUACGAGCGAGUCCUGAAGGCCUGCGCUUUGACCAGGGACAUGGAGCUGCUACCGCAAGGUGACCUGACUGUCAUUGGGGACAGGGGAGCUACGCUCAGUGGAGGACAGAAGGCCCGGGUCAACCUGGCCAGGGCUGUGUACCAGGAUGCAGAUAUCUACCUGCUAGAUGACCCUCUGAGUGCCGUGGAUACAGAGGUUAGCAGACACCUGUUUGAACAGUGCAUCUGUGGUUAUCUGAGAAAGAAGCCUCGUAUCCUGGUCACACAUCAGCUGCAGUAUCUCAAAGCCGCAGAUCAGAUCCUGGUUCUGAAAGAGGGGCAGAUGGUGGCGAAGGGGACCUUCAUGGAGCUGCAGACGUCUGGUGUGGACUUCACCACCCUGCUGAAGACCGAGGAGGAGGAAGUGACCUCAUCCUCUCUGGAUCUCACCCAGGGCUCCUCCACCCUCAAGUCCGCCCGCAGCCGCACGCUCUCCCAGAACUCUGUGCGAUCGCAGGCCUCCUCGGUGCAGUCUUCUGUUCAGGACAUAUCAGACCUGCCGGCGGAGCAGGUCCAGACGAUAGCAGAGGAGACCCGCUCUGAGGGCACCAUAGGCUUCUCUCUCUACUACAAGUACCUGACCGCAGGUGCUAACGUGGUGGUGGUGUUUGGCCUGAUGAUGCUCAACCUCCUCGCCCAGGCUGCUUACAUCCUCCAGGAUUGGUGGUUGGCAUACUGGGCUGGCAAGCAGGCGGAGCUGAACGUGACUGACGUUAAGGAUCUAAACCCAUUCCUCAACCACACACAGGAACUGGACUUGGACUUCUACCUAGGCAUCUACGCAGGUUUGACUGGUGCUACUCUGCUCUUUGGCUUCAUGCGCAGCCUGCUGAUGUUUAACGUGCUGGUGCACUCUGCCCAGAUGCUCCACAACCGCAUGUUCAACUGCAUCCUCCGAACGCCCGUACGCUUCUUUGAUGUCAACCCCAUCGGAAGAAUCCUGAAUCGGUUUUCCAAAGACAUUGGCCAGGUGGACUCAAUGCUGGCCUUAACCUUUGUAGAUUUCCUCCAGGUGUUUCUGCAGAUCGUGGGCGUGAUCGUGGUGGCGGCGUCGGUGAUUCCCUGGAUCCUGAUCCCCGUGUUUCCUCUGCUCAUCGCCUUCCUCUUCCUGCGACGCUACUUCCUUCAGACCUCCAGGGACGUCAAGCGACUCGAGGGCACGACUCGGAGCCCGGUCUUCUCUCACCUGUCGUCAUCGCUGCAGGGCCUGUGCACCAUCCGAGCCUUCAGGGCCGAGGAGCGUUUCCAGCAGGCCUUCGACGCCCACCAGGACCUGCACUCAGAGGCCUGGUUCCUGUUCCUGACGACGUCUCGCUGGUUUGCUGUGCGGCUGGACGGCAUGUGCUCCAUAUUCGUGGCCAUCACAGCCUUCGCCAGCCUCCUGCUCCACAACAGUUUGGAGGCUGGAUCUGUUGGCCUGGCCUUGUCCUACGCGGUGACCCUCAUGGGCAUGUUCCAGUGGGGGGUCAGGCAGAGUGCAGAAGUGGAGAACCUGAUGACGUCAGUGGAGAGAGUUGUGGAAUAUACAGAGCUGGAGAAUGAGGCACCAUGGGAAACCGAGAAGCGCCCUCCCCCCUCCUGGCCCAACAAAGGCCAGAUCACCUUCGACCGUGUCAACUUCUCGUACUACCCCGACGGACCCAUCGUUCUGAAGAACAUGUCUGCCACAUUCAAACCAAAAGAAAAGGUGGGCAUCGUGGGCAGGACAGGCGCGGGGAAGAGCUCUCUAAUAUCCGCCUUGUUCCGUCUGGCGGAGCCGGAGGGUAAGAUCGUGGUGGACGGUGUGGCGAUCUCAGAGCUGGGCCUGCACGACCUGAGGACCAAGAUGUCCAUCAUCCCCCAGGACCCCGUGCUCUUCGCCGGCACCAUGAGGAAGAACCUCGACCCCUUCAGCGAGCACUCGGACCAGGACCUGUGGAACGCACUGGAGGAGGUCCAGCUGAAGUCUGUGGUAGAGGAGCUUCCUGAGCGUCUGGAGAGCGUGCUGGCGGAGUCGGGCUCCAACUUCAGCCUUGGCCAGAGGCAACUGGUGUGCCUGGCACGCGCCGUCCUCCGCAGGAACCGCAUACUCAUCAUCGACGAGGCCACCGCCAACGUAGACCCCAAGACAGAUGAGCUAAUCCAGCGGACCAUCCGAGAGAAGUUUAGGGAGUGCACAGUGCUCACCAUCGCCCACAGACUCAACACCAUCAUAGACAGCGACCGCAUUCUGGUUCUGGACGCGGGCCACAUCCAGGAGUAUGCUGAGCCCCAUAUCCUCCUGCAGAACCCAGACAGCUUACUGCUCAAGAUGGUGCAGCAGACUGGAAAGGCAGAGGCAGCCUUCCUCAUCAACACCGCCAAACAGGCAUACCUAAACAAGAGUCAGACCAGCCUGAACAGCUCACAAGCACAGAAUGGGGACGGCACUUUAAUCAUCUUUGAGACGGCAUUGUAACCGACCAGCACGAGUAAUGAAUGACGGCAGACAUUCGCUCUCAGCAGGAACUGCAGCUGCCUUACCAUCCUGGAAUGGGUGCUCCGUAUCCUCCUCCCUCUCAAAGAUUCUAGAACGCACAGAAAUUCUAGAGUCUUAUGUGUCUGGCUCCUGGAGUCAUGGACAGUCAAGGAGGGUUAGGCCGAGGACAUGCUUGCUGUGAGCCUUCGAUUACGCACGGAACCACGUGCGACCAAGAACGAUUAAGAACGAUCAGAGCACAACGCACGAUACUAGAGGUAUCAUGUAGGGGGCAGAUGGCCAACGGGGCUCUCAUCAAUAUUUUUCAUCAUUGCUUGACUCUACAGGGACUUCAACAUGGAAGUUUGGGAGAUUGACCCUCACGGUUCUGGCAAUAUUUCACCAUAUGCAUCUUCUGCGUAUAUUGUGUCUGGUGCUUUACUGCAUGCAAAAUUGACAUACAAUUCUCAUCGCAAUGCUUUCGUGCACAGAAAGUGCUCGCACACGCAUAUCCUGCAGCAAUCAUGUCCACGGCCUUAAUAUCCCUUUUUAUACUAUUCAUGUGUAUUUGAUUAUGUGUAUUUUUAUUUGAUUCUGUAUAUUUUUAUGUAAUCAGCUGCUGUUUUGUAGUCGUAUAUACAGUAUGUUUUGUAUCAUCACUGAUGGUUCUUUGUUUUAUUUAUUUUAAUUACUUUUUUUAAUUUUUUUUUACCAAGACCAAGGAUUUAAAAUCAUUUGAAAUAACUUGGAAGUCACCAUCUUCAUUUCACUCCUGCUGAGGAUUAUAGUUAUUUCAAGAAGCUGUGUUUACUGAAGCAAAGAGGAGCCAUCUUUUUUGUUGUGAAAGAUAUCAAAUUAAGUUAUUUUCAAGGAAGUGAAUAAGGAAGUGAAUACAACACAGCUAGUGUGCGAUUCUCUUAGUUUUGCAGUCAUGAUUAGAAUUCAUGUGCAUCGCCUACCCCUCUCUUAUCUGGAGAUCAAUGUUUUAUUUGGGGCAACAUUGGUCAGCUGUUAUUGUUUAGUGCUCUUACAGAAAUCCUGAACACGUGUUUCACAGAAUGUUAUUUCUGUGUUAUUUCUCAUGUUAAGCUAAAAGGAUGUGCGAUCGGAAUUGACGCCUCCAGUGCCUACACUACAAGCUAAGGUGGUGGUUGAAUAUGAGCAUGUGCCUUGGUGUCAAUGGUGCCUUACUUGAAUAUUGAAUAUUGAAUAUUUUUACUCCGAAUGAAACCAAAAUGGGGAUGGAGAAUCACUCCCUGAAAAGUUUUUGUUUUGUUUGUUCAGUUCGUUUUUAUUCAUGUUCUGCAUUUAGGAGUUUUUUUUUAUCCAUGUUCUGCAUUUAGGAAGAGAGAAAUAAAAUGACGCACAAACUGUUUCAGCUGCUCACAAAUAAUGUAGAUGUACACACAUUGUAUUAUAUCAUACUUGUAUCUAUUAUUAUUAUUAUUAUUAUUAUUUCUUCUUUGUCUUAAAUUGUUCUGACCACUCGAAGACAAGUUUUUUUUUUUUACCAGCAGUUGGUUUUUGGUAAACAUGAUUAUCUAUUGUAUUCGAUGUAAAAUAACCAUACACUGUAGCAAAUGUUUGUGCCAGUACUGUAAACUUCAUUGUUUAUAAUGGAUGGUAGAUUGAUGAUUAAUGUUUACCUUACAUCGAAUCAUUAUAUACAAAAAUGUAUAGCACUGAAUGUCAUAACUGGAUAAAGUGUUCAUAACCAGAUUUCACACCUUUUUUUCCCAAAUGCCACUUUAUUAAAGAAAAAGAUUUUU